Molecule: messenger RNA, 1505 nt
Organism: Anopheles funestus (African malaria mosquito)
Lineage: Eukaryota; Metazoa; Arthropoda; Insecta; Diptera; Culicidae
Product: epimerase family protein SDR39U1
Exons: 2
Coding region: 419-1312 (297 amino acids)
Source: RefSeq, a predicted model, not a curated record
UUUAUAAAAGAAAUGACCUUCUUUUGUUGAUUCGACCACUGUUUGAUGUUAGUUGUCAUUGUUGGUGGAACUGUCAGCUGAAACAGAUGACGGUUUUUAUUGUUUAUUUUCCUCCCGGCAAUUACGCUUAAAGUACCAGUCGGUGGUGGUAUUAAAAUUCAAAGAUCUAUCCAACGAUUGCCUUUUAUUGUGUGUAGAAGCUGUUGUAAAAAGCCAGAAAAGAUACACCAGAAAAGGGAAACAAUCGUAGACGUUGGAAAAUUUUAGUUUUCAUUGCACACGUAACUGCUUCAAAGUAUUACCUAGGAGUGUAUGUCAACAGAUCGUUUGUACAAUAAAAAGAUUAACCUGCAAAAAAGGUUUAUUAUUUAAGAAUAAUCUUGUAAAACAAAACUCCCGGCUCUAUUCUACCACAGCCAUGUCACAUGUUGUUAUUGGUGGUGGUACCGGUUUCAUUGGUCGCCGGUUGGUAAAAACGUUGCUAGCGGAAGGAUACGAAGUGACGACGAUUUCGCGCAUGCCUGGUCCCAAACAUAUCAGCUGGCAUGAGCUCGAAAAACAAGGCUUACCGAACGGAACGACGGCCGUAGUGAAUCUAGCUGGUCAGAAUGUGCUUGAUCCGACCCGCCGUUGGACGCCGGGUUUUAAGCAGAACGUAUGGAACUCACGCAUCAACACGACCGCUGCCUGUGCCCGUGCGAUCGAACGGGCAACCGUUAAACCGUCCGUGUUUGUCAACAUCUCCGGCGUUAGCCAUUACACACCGGGUAACCAGAAGCACACCGAACUGUCGAAGGUGUCAGACUACGAUUUCAUGUCAAGGCUUUGCAUUGAAUGGGAAAGGGCAGCUUCACUAUCGGACAAUUCAAUCUGCCGUACCGUGCGUGUCCGAAGCGGUGUCGUGCUUGGGCGGGAAGGUGGAAUGAUCCAGUCGCUAAUAUUACCGUUUUGGUUCGGAUUCGGUGGCCCUGUCGGUGAUGGGCGUCAUGAUUUGCCCUGGAUACAUGCGGAUGAUCUAUGCGGAUUGAUACGGUUCGCCAUCGAACGGCCCGAAGUGAACGGCGUACUGAAUGGUGUCGCACCGGAACUUUCUACAAACGGCGACUUUACAAAAGCCUUCGCUUCUGCCCUGGUACGUCCCGCCAUUUUUCCAAUGCCCAUAUUCGCGCUGAAUCUCAUCUUUGCCGAAGAGCGCGCCGUUCUGCUGACGAACGGUGCGAAGGUCGUACCGCAACGGGUGCUCGAGUACGGGUUCCAGUAUCGGUAUCCGGAUCUACAAUCAGCCUGCAAGGAAGUGGCCCACCUGUUCUAAUACUAGUGUCAGCGUUUUAUAGAUUUUAUCGUUAACGUCAUCCAAUCUGCCCUUUAUUUAUUAGCCGUAUCACCUGUGUACGAAUUGCACGUUCACGAAUUUAAAUGGGUGAAAAUCAAUUUUUUUUAUUCUGAGUCUGUAUAUUAACGCCUCUUGCAUCAUGGCGUAAUAAACUCAAUCAGAAUACCAUCAA